GUUCGAAGCUGUCCCAAUUGUCUCCUUCCUACGCUCCCUUCCCCUCCCCUCCUCACUUGCCUUCCCAAUCGUCGCCUUCUCUUCUCACGAAUCCUAAAACCCUAAUUGCAACCGGUGAUCCUUUCCGAUUCCAAUGCGUUGAAAGACCCAACUUCACAAAACAGCCAAAAGAAGAUGCUUUCCUUCGCUUGCGUUCGGUUUUUACUGUUUUCUUGUCUCUCGUUUAUCUCCGUACUUACAGCGACCUCUGCGUCCAGUUCGGGCUCUGGGAAAUCGUCUAUAUAUGAUGUUCUUCACGACCAUGGCCUCCCCGAGGGUGUGCUUCCGAAGGGCGUGAAGGAAUUCGGCAUCGAUGGGGAGGGUCGAUUCUGGGUGCAUUUGGAUCAAGCUUGUAAUGCCCAGUUCGAGAACGAAUUGCACUUUGAACGAAACGUUUCGGGCACUUUGAGUUACGGACAGAUCGGGGCGUUAUCGGGAAUAUCGGCUCAGGAUCUCUUUCUCUGGUUCCCAGUGAAAGGUAUUCGUGUGGAUGUGCCGAAUUCUGGGUUGAUUUAUUUUGAUGUAGGUGUUGUCCGCAAGCAAUUUUCUAUGUCCCUGUUCGAGACGCCCCGGGAUUGUGUAGCCGUUCGGAAUGAGGAUGUAGUUGGCUUUCAAGAUGGGAGAUUCAUGGCUGAAGCUGUUUCCAAGGGUAAAUCUUCUAAACUCCGAUAUCGGUUUGACCAGGAAAAACCAGAAAAUAUUGCAAGAAAUGUACUGUAAACCCUGUAAGUGAAGAACUAGUGCAGUAGAGGCAGUCCCUGCAUCUCUAUGUGAUUAUUUAGCAGGAACUCGGAAAAGGCGACGACAGGAUGACUUUGAAGGAUCAAGUGUGUUCUGAAAUUGACAAGGCUAGAUGAGAGCAUUGGUUUCGAUGAAUUCAGGUGACGAGUCUGUGAAGAAUCAUGUUGAAAGUUAUAAUAUAUAUUGGUGUAUUUUACCGAGGCAAUUUUGUAAUAGAACUUUGUAAUAAACAGUAUUAUAUAGCGCUUUGUGAUAUAUAAAGAUUCAUCCAGAAAAUUUUGCAUCCUUUAGCAAGAACUAUAUUUUACCUGCCCUGUGCAUAGUCCUUUUGUCAUGCCUCCCUUUGUCAAUGAAGAAUCAACAACAAGAAGUCUUUUCCAGUUAUCCCACUAAAUAGAGUUGACUACAUGGAUCACAUAAUGCAAUUGUGCUUUAUCAACAACCAAUGAAUCAUCAGUGCCAUGAAUUCUUUUGGCAUUCCAUGUUUUCUGGCCUUUUACUGUUCAUUAGCAUUAGUGGUGUAAUACCAUUUCUUAAUGACAGUUGAAGUUUGACUAGUUUCUGAUGAUGUAAAUUCAAUGAGUUAAUUGUAGAUUUGUAGUUUGCUUUAAUUGGCAAGCACCAGGCCUUGUAAGUGUCGAUGUAUAUUCUGAUCAGCUGCCUCCACUAGGGACUCAACUUUAUAUUAAUUUCAGUGUCCUGUAUAUUUCA
Messenger RNA from Neltuma alba, 1491 nucleotides. RefSeq lists its product as uncharacterized. The record is from RefSeq and is a predicted model, not a curated record. The transcript has 3 exons. The coding region runs from base 175 to 759 and encodes 194 amino acids. NCBI's taxonomy places the organism in Eukaryota, Viridiplantae, Streptophyta, Magnoliopsida, Fabales, Fabaceae.